GGGAGAGGGAGAACUCAUCCGAUGCUUCGGGGGCCUAUGAGUGCAGUCUUGCAGGCACUGGCCGGACUGCUUGGGGGUCUUCCGCUGGUGCGGAGCAGCGUCUUGGUGACAGCAUGGUGGCUAGGUGGCCCCGGAGCUCAGCAAGUUUGCAGCUGGCACCGCGCCCCCCAAGCUGGAACAGACACUUGUGGAAAAUCCUGGCACUGGGGCUUUCGCGGCAGAGCGGUAGCCCUUGGCCGAACCGAUGUGGUCGCUCUCCCACCGCUAAGAGGUGGGGGCAUGCAGAAAAACAGGAGCUUCUCUGCCCCCUUAGCCUGCUUUCCUUUCAGGCUCACAGCCUCCGCUGUGCAGGCGGGGAGUAUUUUCCUUUCACCGCACAGACCCCGCAGUGAAGGCGCACCGGCUGCAGCAGCGCCUGCCUGCGUCUCCAGAGCGAAAUCGCCAAGCGACCGGGAGGACGAGAGGGUGGCGGAGAAACUGGAGGGGGGCAGCCUUGGGCUCCAGACUCUUUCAUAUCUGCUCCGGAGAGCAGUUUGCAAAAACCGUUAGACAGAAGUCGUCCCCAUCAGCUACAGAUGCCGCGAAAGGAGACUCGGCUCAGCGGCAGGUACCAGGCUAGUAGCCCUCAUCCACCAGCGGCGGUGGAGGAGCUUCGAAGAGGCAGGGAGAUUCGAAAUCCAUCCACUAAUUCCGGGCCAAGCGCUCCGGCAUGCGAGCCCGCUUGCCUGCCAAAUGUAACUGUGAAGUGAUGUGGAAAAGUGAGCCGGGUGCCUCCCCUGACGGAUCUCAUUGGGCAGAGCUCCGAGGCAGGUCUACCACUUGGAAAUUCGUAGUGCGCACAACUUUUUGCUGGUCGCUCGCGAGCACGCCCCGCGCGCCUCCGCCGCGGGAAUCACCGGGUGGAGAUGAGCCCUUCCACGCUGUGCGCGCAGCCCACCGAGCGGCCAAGCUGUUGGAUAAAGACUGCCGGCAGAUGAAAAAAAGGAUGCACAGGAGGUGCUGCCAUGUGGGAAACUGGCUCCUGCUUGUCCGUUUCUCUUCUGCUUGCACAGGCACCGGUUCUGUUAGAUGGAUAUCGAAGCUUUUUUUUUUUUCCUUCUACUUCAAGUGCCCUCUAGCGAGCAAUAUCUGCGCAGGCUGCUAUGUAGAAAGAGGCAGAGGGAAGAAAGAAAAAAGCAAUCCGCCAAUUGUCCUCAUUCCUGAACUGCUCCACUCUCCCUGUUUCUUUCCUCAGCGGGGUCAUUUUCACACAAGUAUUCGGCAAAACAAAAAAAGGUGGUGUGGUCAUCGAACAAGGACACAUCAAAUGUCAUCAGAUAAUGUUCCAGUGAGACUUGGGGACUCUAAUCCUCAUUUUUUUUAGUUGCCUGAUGUGGAUAUAAAGGGUCUCAGCUACUCUAGCGUCAUAGUAGACUGCUGCAUUGCUUCCCACCCUGGUAAUGGAUCAACCCUAUGAAACUAUAAGCAAGCCCUCAAUUAAAUGCUUUAUCUUAGAAGAUGCC
Onychomys torridus (southern grasshopper mouse) is the source of this 1502-nucleotide messenger RNA. RefSeq lists its product as uncharacterized. NCBI's taxonomy places the organism in Eukaryota, Metazoa, Chordata, Mammalia, Rodentia, Cricetidae. The record is from RefSeq and is a predicted model, not a curated record. The transcript is spliced from 6 exons. The coding region runs from base 710 to 1363 and encodes 217 amino acids.